Messenger RNA from Trichoderma atroviride IMI 206040, 921 nucleotides. RefSeq lists its product as uncharacterized. NCBI's taxonomy places the organism in Eukaryota, Fungi, Ascomycota, Sordariomycetes, Hypocreales, Hypocreaceae. Gene Ontology annotation, cellular component: membrane. The record is from RefSeq and is a predicted model, not a curated record.
AUGGAUACCAACACUCAACUCCAAGCAGGCGCUUUGAUCGUCAGAGAGACAAGCUCCAGUCUGCAAGAGUUCAAGCUCUAUCACUACAAUCCUACUAUCGGCGGGGCUGUCGUUUUUGUCGUGCUUUUCUUGGGUUCAACCGGCUUCCAUACGUACCAAUCAUUUCGGACUCGGUGUUGGUUCGUCAUUCCCUUUAUAAUUGGUGGUAUUUUUGAGUUUAUUGGCUAUGCUGCCCGUUGUGCAUCCGGCAAAGAAUCACCAAACUGGACUCUAGGGCCGUACAUCAUCCAGUCUCUACUCCUUCUCGUUGCACCUGCUCUCUUUGCCGCGACAAUCUAUAUGGAGCUAGGGAGAAUCAUCUCUCUUGUGGAUGGCGAGUCUCAUUGCCUUAUUCGAAAAACAUGGUUGACCAAAAUCUUUGUUUCCGGAGACCUUCUUUCCUUUCUUCUUCAAGGCGGCGGUGGCGGUUAUCAGUCAUCAGGUACUGCUUCUGCUCUAGAGACCGGAGCACACAUCAUCAUUGCCGGGCUCUUUGUUCAGCUUGCCUUCUUCGGGUUCUUCAUUUUGGUCGCUGUCAAAUUCCACCUAUCCAUUAGACGCGUGCCUACGAUCCGUCUACCCAACGAGCUCUCAUGGGAGAAACACAUGAACGCCCUCUAUAUCGCUAGUGUCCUCAUUAUGGUGAGAUCUAUUUUCAGGCUGGUAGAGUAUCUCCAGGGCUUCAACGGGUAUCUGCUUUACCACGAAGCAUAUUUGUACAUUUUCGACGCGCUGCUCAUGUUCUUGGUCAUGGUUUUGUUGAAUGUGGUGCAUCCGAGUGAAUUGGCAGCAUCAAUGAAGUACAAAACCGCGACGGAUCAUGAAUUCAAUUUAAGAGUGUUUCCCGAACGCCAUCAAAGACUUGGGCCAGACAUGAGUUAG